AUGUUUUAUAACCUCCCGAGAACUCCAUAUAUAAAGACAAGAGUAUAACCUAGGGUUUUAUACAGUGGAUUUGAAAACGCAAAGAUAGUGAAGGUUCAAAAUACUUUUGAAUAUUACCAUUACUUAUAGAAGAAAAAAGAGUAUUCUGACUAGUAGAAUGAAUUGCUGGAAGGAUUGAAACUGGGGAAUGAGGACAUGAAGAAGUUAUCCUAUUCAGUAAAAUGUUUUGGAGUGAGUAACAAGGAAGGAAAAUUUGGUGUUCAGAGCCAGCGUAAAUUUAUGGGUGGGUCCUUCGAAUCUCAUCCCACCUAUGAGGUGAAUGUUUAAAGUGAAAGAAUAUCAUAUCCUUUCAAGUCAAAACGCCUAAUUACCAGCCGAAGGUAAUUAAGAGACAAAUAGAAACCCCUCUCCGAAAUCAUUAAAUUACCAGAGAGACCCGAAACAGUUAGAACAGAACUCGCCUCAAACGUCGAUAAAAUAGUUAAGAAAUCGCGCUUAAAGUUUAAACAAUAACAUUCUCAACCGUAGCCCGAGAUAGUAUUCGAGAAAGGAAAAGCUAAGUAUCAAUCUUAUAGUCGUCUCCUCUCAGAGGCCCAUAGUCAUGAAAGUUUUUAUAAAAUUCUCAGUCCUUGA
This is a messenger RNA of Paramecium tetraurelia, 633 nucleotides long. RefSeq lists its product as uncharacterized. The transcript is spliced from 2 exons. NCBI's taxonomy places the organism in Eukaryota, Ciliophora, Oligohymenophorea, Peniculida, Parameciidae. The record is from RefSeq and is a predicted model, not a curated record.